GUGUCGGUUUUUAUUCGGGAGAACGGCAGCUGUGGUGCGUUGGUUCUUGCUAUAGUUCAGGAAGGGAGCGUGCAGAGUCCUUGAUGCCGUCUGCCCGUCCGCAAUCAAUCCCAGGAAUGUCAGUUGAAGUGAAUCCGCCAGACAAAACAUCACUGACAAAGCAAGACAUGGAAAACAAAGAAAAUGCAAAUAGUCCCGCAUGGAACCAAGUGGGUUGUGCUCUGGAAAAAAGUUCUGCAUCUCCAUCAUCCUUGAAUUCAUCUGCUGUCCUGAAGCAAAGUACUAGAGGUAUAAACUGUGGCCCUGGCGCUAUUACAAUGGCUGCUGUUCCCAAAGUUGAGCCUGCUGAAAUAAAGAACCCGCGCAUGUCAUUCAGUCAGACCUUCUUACUCAAGAAAAGCACAAAAGAAAAGCAGCAGAAUUCCAGUGUGAGCCUUCCAGAGAAGCGGGUGCUUGGCUCCUAUCGUGGCAAGAUAGUGUCAUCUAAGAUAAACUCUUUCAGAAAAUCAUCAGAGAAUGAGGAGAGAAAGAAUUCUUUGGUUGCUCCUGCUAAGCCAGUGGCAAAGACUGAACCUACAAAGGACAGAGUCACUAACGCAGGGAUUGCUUCUAAAGCCAUACAUAUGCCAUCACGUCAAACCAAGCCUCCUGUUAAGGUAUUGGUUGCCCAGCCCAAAGCCAUCUGGAACCGUGAGAAACCAUCAGUCAGGACUUCAUUGGUGAAUCAAGUGGCUAUCCAAAAAAAGCCCAAUAAGAAUUGGACACCAAUGUUAAAAACAGUAUCAUGUAAUGCUGCUAACUCUGAACAAAGACCAAAGAAGGCAGUUCCAUCGACAGGAGCUUUGACAGGCUCUGCUUCUGAAAGUAAUGGCACUAACCGUCUGUUGGCAUCAAAAACAGUUGGCAACAGGAAAAGUGCUCUGCUCCAAUCUGCAGAAAUGAGAAGAUCUCAGCUGGCUGCCUGGCAAGCAUCUAAAGGGAAAGUGUUGAAGAAGCCACCUGCUCCCUUACCAACAGAUGCUCGGCCUGCAAUAGAAGAAGAAGAAGACCAAACUGAAAAAGAACCACCCGAAUCCUUCUGGGCUGCCAUAGCAGAGGAAGAUGAACAACAAUUAUUCAGUGAUACAGUCAAUAAAACCCUCACAGAAUGUCUGUCCUUAAUUGGGAAGGGUUACUCGUCUGAUAAGAUACAUUCCACUUUGGAAGAACUGAUACGGAGCGUUCCAGAUGCAAAGAAGCUUGCGAAGUAUUGGGUAUGCCGAAUGCGUCUUGAACAAUUGGGUACUCUUGAAAAGGUCAUGGCUGUCUACGAGGAAGCCAUUUUGGCAGGAGCACAGCCUAAGGAUGAGUUACGUAGUACGUUAACGGAUGUCUUGAAAGAUAUAAAAAAUCUACCCAAAUCUGACGGAGAAUGCAGAAAGAAAGAAGUAGAUGAGGAGAAUGUAGAAGUCCAGCCAAAGAGCGAGGUGAAACCUAGCGAUGGAGAGACUCCCUUGAAAGCAGAAGCACGUUUGAAGCCUGAAGAGGAGAGCGUUCUGGAUGAUGAACAGCACAGGAUUAAAGAGUCAGACCAAAAGCCUGCAGUGUAUAAAAAAGAGCAGAAUGAGACACAGAAGGAUGGAAUCCUGGAGUUUAAAACCCCAGAAAAUGACAACCCAGGGUCAUACUUGAUUAAGUAUAAUAUAUCAACUACUCCCUCCUUGGAAAGUAUGAAGAAAAAACUGAUGCGUGAAAAUAGCGAGUCUGCUGUUAAAGAUCUGAAACUUCUAACUCCGGUGAGACGUUCUCGGCGCCUACAAGGGAAAGAAUGCAAGCUACCAAAUAUGCUGAAAGAUCAUAAUCCAUGCGUUUCUUCAUUGGAACAACUUGGAGAACUGGGAGAGGAACCCAUUGCCUUUGUCUAUAGACCAAACAAUGCACUACACAAAGUCAUGGAAGGGCAAGACAAAAAUGUGACCUUACAGAAUUAAAAAAAUGUCUUUAGUGUAAGCAUGACUCUCCCAUUCUCACAAGAAAGGGAAAGGGAGUAGAGGGGUGUUAUAUGUCUUCAUCUAACCAAUAUUUUUAAAGAACACCGCUCACAUCAUAGUUGCAGAUACUAACCAGGCUAUUACAUAUAUGCUAUGCAUUAAAUGUUUCUGUAGCUCGAUACUGCCCU
This is a messenger RNA of Gekko japonicus, 2158 nucleotides long. It is a transcript of the gene CKAP2, whose product is annotated as cytoskeleton associated protein 2. The record is from RefSeq and is a predicted model, not a curated record. Lineage: Eukaryota; Metazoa; Chordata; Lepidosauria; Squamata; Gekkonidae. The transcript is spliced from 8 exons. Gene Ontology annotation, biological process: negative regulation of microtubule depolymerization. The coding region runs from base 84 to 1970 and encodes 628 amino acids. Gene Ontology annotation, cellular component: microtubule cytoskeleton.